GACCAAGCAGCAGGCAAAACCUAAGCAAAACCGUUAGUUUAUUAUUCUGACUCAUCUUCGGUCUCUGCACAAUAUCGAUUGAUUGAUUGUUUGUUCUACCCAUCUGCUGCUGCGACUGCGAGUCCUUCGCCGGAGCUUCGAAGUCCUUAGGUAUCCACAAGUGUUACACCUAGUCAGUCCUCUAUCUUUGCAUUAUUUCUAUGGCGGACGAGGAGCCUGUCGACCAGAAGAAAUAUCUUGAAGAGUCCUGCAAGCCAAAGUGCGUGAAGCCUUUGCUAGAAUAUCAGGCAUGUGUGAAGAGAAUCCAGGGUGACGAGAGUGGCCACAAGCACUGCACGGGGCAGUACUUUGAUUACUGGUCCUGCGUUGACAAAUGCGUUGCCCCAAAAUUAUUUGUGAAACUGAAGUGAUAUUGGGACAAUUCUCUGGCAGUAGAACAUUUCCCCUUGCUCGUCCAACAUGUGAUAUGGAAUAGGAUGAUCCUGAACCAUCGGUUUUGUAUCCGAAACUGGAAAUGUUUGUGCUUAGCGGUUUAUUGAGUUGUUGAGACCUUGAAUUGAAACAUCCUGGCAAUAAGGGAGUACCUGAUUUCUUAUCAAGAACCCUUCUCUACUUUCCAUCA
Molecule: messenger RNA, 622 nt
Organism: Punica granatum (pomegranate)
Lineage: Eukaryota; Viridiplantae; Streptophyta; Magnoliopsida; Myrtales; Lythraceae
Source: RefSeq, a predicted model, not a curated record